AUGGAGAUCUCUCGGGCUUCAGCAUUGGUCUCUCAGGCAAAGCAAUCUCUGGCUUCCUGUCAAUCUCUCCUGGACUCUAAUCCUAGAGAUAUUCAAUUAAAGUUACAAGAGAAGGAGCUUAUGCAACAUUAUUCUAGUUUGGUUCUUGCUGAUGAGCACUUUAUCAAGCAGAAGGCUAAGCAAAGAAAAAGCCCGGGGCCUGAUGGUUUCAAUGCCCACUUCUUCCACAAGGCAUGGCCUGUGAUUGGCAAUGAUGUGAUCAAAGCCAUAAAAGACUUCUUUGUCACUGGCAAGCUCCUUAGAGAGGUUAAUAAUGCCUACAUUGCACUUGUCCUAAAAUAUCAAAACCCCUCAUCCCUUAAUGAUUUUCAUCCUAUUUCCUGCUGUAACACUUUAUAUAAGUGCAUAACCAAGAUUUUGGCAAAUAAGCUCAAGCAAGCCCUACCUUCCACCAUUGACCCUUGCCAAAAUGCUUUCAAUAAAGGAAGACAUAUUGGGGAUAGUGUUUUGUUGGCCCAGGAACUACUUCAGGGCUACCAUAAGCAUUUUUCACCACUUAGAUGUGCUAUAAAGGUCGACCUCAUGAAAGCUUUUGAUUCAGUGGGGUGGGAGUUUCUUCUUGAUGCUCUUGACCUCUUUGGAUUCCCUCUUCCAUUUGUUUUCACAGCCAAUACAAAGAAGUUUAUAUCUCAAUCCACAGCCUUCAAAUUUCACUUAAGAUGCAGUAAUUUAGCAAUUGCAUACCUAAUUUUUGCUGAUGAUUUACUUCUGUUUUGCCGUGGUGACCUUGCCUCUAUAUCUACCCUUAAACAUGCCCUUUAUCACUUUUCAGCCCUUUCAGGAUUGAGCUCCAACAACUCCAAGAGCUCAUUCUUUGUCUCGGGUGUGGGCACUGAUCUAUCUAAUGAUAUCAAGGCUUUACUAGGGUUUAAUGAUGGCUCUCUACCUAUUAAGUAUUUAGGGGUCCCUCUGCUGUCCACUAGGCUUAAGGUUGAUGAUUGUCAUGGACUUGUUGAAAGAGUUACAAAAAGAAUUAAUCACUGGUCAUCCAAUUUUCUAUCUUAUGCAGGCAGAAUCCAGCUCAUUCAAGCAGUCAUCUACAGCACUGAAUAUAAGCAUUCGGGAGCUAAGGUGAAUUGGGUUGCUUGUUGUCAGCCUAAAGAGUUUGGGGAUUACCUCAUUCAGCAUUCCCCUGAAAUUUGUAAUAUCCCUUCACCAUCAGCAACUGAAAACUCCAUUGUUUGGAUUCUAUCACCCUCAGGGGUAUUCACACUGAGCUAUACAAUUGAGUGGCUCGGAGCUCACAACCACCCAAAACCUUGGCAACACUUGAUUUGGAAUACACUCUCGAUCCCUAGAUGCAAAUUCUCUCAGUGGCUCACAGUUCAGAAUCAUCUCUCCACCUAUGAUAGAGCAAGCAUGAGGCAUUUCACGGGCUCCAGAUUAUGUCAGUUUUGUGGCAUUGUGGAGGAAUCUUACAAUCAUUUGUUCUUCUCAUGUGCUUUCAUUCGACCAAUUUGGAUUGCUCUCCAAAACAAAUGUCGAUUUCAUCUUUCUCCUUCUUUGUGGAGUGACUUGGUGGAUCGUGUGGCUUCUUGCUGGGCAAGCAACAAUCUGAAAAAUUCCGUCAAUAAGCUCGCACUCUCUACUGCAAUCAACAAGAUCUGGCAGGAACGGAAUGACCGAAUCUUCAAAAACCAAACGAGCAAUCAGAUUUCAAUUUUCAGACAAAUCAUGGAUUUAGUAAGGCAGAGGCUUCUAACUACAUCUAUUAAAGACUCACCAUGUGCAAGAAGGUUGAAGUUAGAUUGGGACUUGCCAGAGUUCAUCAAACCACCUCCAAAGUCGCCGGAUCGCGCUGAUUAG
Molecule: messenger RNA, 1866 nt
Organism: Cornus florida
Lineage: Eukaryota; Viridiplantae; Streptophyta; Magnoliopsida; Cornales; Cornaceae
Exons: 5
Coding region: 1-1866 (621 amino acids)
Source: RefSeq, a predicted model, not a curated record